Messenger RNA from Phytomonas sp. Hart1, 468 nucleotides. Lineage: Eukaryota; Euglenozoa; Kinetoplastea; Trypanosomatida; Trypanosomatidae. The record is from the annotation of a GenBank genome assembly.
AUGUCCUGCUAUUAUUGCACGGUCGAUGAGAACAUCAACAGCUUUGACAAAAUCCGCGACGUGGAGCAGUUCGCCCUGCAAACGGCGCGCUACCUGCGCUCGCAAGAGGCCUUGCGGGCCUGCUCCGAGAGCACCCAAGGCGACGAAACCCCCCGAAGCGACCUCGCGAUGGAGGUGAUCCCGUUCUUGCGAAACGCCACGGCGACAGUCGACGUCGAGGCGUUCUUGCGGGCGGUCGAGGCGGACGUCGGGGCCCCGAAUGACCCCAUCCUCCGCGAAAAACUUCGCCAGGCGCUGCUGGAGCGGAAGCAGCUCCAUUCGGCGGAAGGGAUGGCCGCGUUUCGGGAAAAAUCCGACCCCAAGGCGAUCGCCACGCACCGGGAGAAACUGGGCUAUACAAUCGAUGUGGUGAUGGAUGCGUUGGCGCGAUGGUGGGGCCACACAGUUGAAGGCAAUGAUACUGCAUAG